Molecule: messenger RNA, 2214 nt
Organism: Gymnodraco acuticeps
Lineage: Eukaryota; Metazoa; Chordata; Actinopteri; Perciformes; Bathydraconidae
Gene: tppp2
Product: tubulin polymerization-promoting protein family member 2
Exons: 4
Coding region: 164-700 (178 amino acids)
Biological process (GO): microtubule bundle formation; microtubule polymerization; positive regulation of protein polymerization
Cellular component (GO): microtubule
Molecular function (GO): tubulin binding
Source: RefSeq, a predicted model, not a curated record
UCUGUGUCGUCAUUGUGAGAAAGCCUGGGAGUGGCAGGAGGAAGUAGCGGAAGAGAAGAAAGAAGAAGAAGAAGGAGGAGGAAGACGAAGAGGUCGAGCAGCUGUACGUGUAUCAGGAUUUCCCUGAAUAUUUUGAGAGCAUCCGUCCAUUCACGGCAGCAGUAUGGCUGAGGGCACAGUGUCAGUAGCAGAGGUGGAGACCGCCUUCCAGAAGUUUGCGGUCCAUGGAGACAGUAAGGCCACAGGGAAGGAGAUGAACGGCAAAAACUUUGUUAAGCUCUCCAAGGACUGCAAAAUCAUCGAUGGCAAGAACGUCACCACUACAGAUGUUGACAUCGUUUUCAGCAAAAACAAGGCCAAGUCAGCUCGGGUAAUCACAUUUGAGCAGUUCAACCAGGCCCUGACAGAGUUGGCUCCCAAACGUUUUAAAGGGAAGAGCAAAGAGGAGUCUCUUCAGCAGCUCUAUAGUCUCAUUGUUGGCAAGGAGCCUGCGAACAUCGGAGUCACUAAAGUGGCAAAGGCAGCAGCAGUGGACAGACUGACCGACACCACAAAGUACACUGGAGCUCACAAGGAGCGGUUUGACGAGUCAGGCAAAGGAAAAGGAAAGGUCGGGCGUGCGGACGUCCCAGACGACAGUGGCUACGUGGGGGCCUACAAGGGCAGCGGCAGUUAUGAGGAAAAAGUGAAGGACGCAUAAUUAUGCUGAGACAUUAUGGAAACAUUGUUCGCUAACUUAAAAUCAGGAGAUGUUAAAGAAACAUUUAAUUCAUUGAAUCUUAUAUUUUUUAAGAAGGAACAAAUAUACUGUAGUUUUUUGGGCCUAUCACAAUUAUAAUACUUAUUGGGUCUGUAAAAACACAACUAUAUAUAAUUGGAGUUUCAAGGUUUUCACAAGUGACAAGCACGAUGAAUAACUUAAAGACACGAUUUCCUGAAAAUAAUUUUAAGAUAUUCAAAAUACUAUGCCGUAAGUACACAAAUGUUUAAUGAGAUGAAGCAUGAAUAUGUGAUAGUGUUCUGUACACGAUGAUACUACAGGGAUCAAAAGAUAAAACUGUACUUCUAAUCAAGCAUGCUUUAUAGAAACUUUGUGCCUUAGUAUUGAUGUAGCCGCUAGCAUGAAUGCUUUGCUAUACAGUAAUGUGCUGCUAUUCCCACUUAGCUUGAUGUAAUGGACCUUUGCUGGUUUCAAGAAACCACACUUGCUAAGCAUAUCACGUAGCUUACAGGACCAAACACUCCCAAAUAUUCAUGGUAUAUAUUCAUAUAUUUAAAUGACAACUACGUUAACAAGAGAAACAUGUAACAAACAGUGUUAUCAUACUGAACUGAUGAAGCUACGGUACAGGAUACAUCAUGUUUAAUCCAUUUAUGUUUUACUUAGUGACAACAUUAUGCUGUGAUUGUUGAUGCUCAUAUAAUGUAUCUUUUCAUGCAAUUUUAUUUUCCUCCAAAGUCAUGUAAGGUUGAAAGAUGUGUUAUAAUAGAAGUGAAUGCGAGAAUCUUAAGAGUCAUACAUUGUAAGAGUAUACAUUUUAUUAAUCCUCUCAAACCACAUUUAAGAUCCUGGAGCUUUUACAGUGCACACUGGUUUCUAAGCAAGUGUACAAUUUAAACUGUGUGCUAUUAUACAUAUUUUACAUACCUCUGCCAUACAUGACAUUCAUAUACUGUAGACGUAUCAAAGUGAAAUAUUUAGUUUUUUUUAACAAUCUUUGUGAGCUUAUAUACUACACAAUACAUUUAAGCAAACGGAAAACAACAGGAGUGGAUUAACAUUUUUGACAGUUUUUUUUUGUAAAUGUUAUCAGUGACUAACCCUGACUUAAAGCUAGCCGGCUGAUUUCAAAAGAUAACUGGGAUACCACAACACAAUGGGCCCUUGUAGAACAAUAAACACUCAAUAUUCACUUUUAUUCUGGGGCCACCUUGUCAUAUGAUACUGAUGGCAUUUAUGAAGGAUCCUGAGGAACCAUUUUAAUGCUCUUGUAUGAUGCACAUGUUUUAAAAAAAAUGGCUUACCUCCUCCACGUCUCACACAAUAGGCCUGAGCUGAUAAGCAUCACCUGGGUUUUGUGCCAUUGAACACCAUAAUCAACUGUAUUCUCUGCAUUUCCAUGCUCAACUCGUGCACUAUCACUGCAUAUAAUCACUGUGAUCUUAAUACAUAAUGAAGAAAUAAUCAAAUAAAGAAUGGAAUAUAGUAGAACA